Molecule: messenger RNA, 1230 nt
Organism: Pseudoliparis swirei
Lineage: Eukaryota; Metazoa; Chordata; Actinopteri; Perciformes; Liparidae
Product: gastrula zinc finger protein xLCGF3.1-like
Exons: 1
Coding region: 201-1082 (293 amino acids)
Biological process (GO): regulation of transcription by RNA polymerase II
Molecular function (GO): DNA-binding transcription factor activity; RNA polymerase II cis-regulatory region sequence-specific DNA binding
Source: RefSeq, a predicted model, not a curated record
CCCACAUUAAAGAGGAACAGGAGGACCCAGAGCCCCCCCACAUCAAAGAGGACCAGGAGGACCUCUGGACCAAUCAGGAGGGAGAGCAGCUUCCAGGGCUGCAGGAGGCUGCUAUCAGGUUCUCAGUCUCUCCUGUAAAAAAAGAAGAUGAUGGAGAGGAAGCUCAGUCCUCUCAGCUUCAUCAAAGACAAACUGAACCGAUGGAGACAGAAGCUGAUGGAGCGCAUUGUGGAGGACCAGAACCAGACAGGAAGUUAGAUCCAGGAAGCGAUCCAGGACCAGAUACUGAUGAGACUGAGUACAGUGAUGAUGGGGAGGAGACUCAGGAACCUCAGUCAGAUGAGAACCCUCUGCUAAACAAAGAAGUCCCUGUAAGGGAUGUGAACUGUAGUCCUGGAACUACAUCAAGCAGCUCGCCUGCAUGUGCUGCACGCUCUGACCACCAGGGACAUCUGGAGAAACCCAGCAGCUCCAAAACAGGAGAGAAAACAGUUCAAUGCUCUGUGUGUGACAAAAUAUUUAGAUUCAAUAACGAUCUAAAGAGACACAUGGCUGUCCACACAGGAGAUAAACCAUUUAGUUGUUCAGUGUGUAGCAAAACAUUUAAACAAAAGGGACACCUGAACGCUCACAUGACUGUCCACACAAGAGUCAAACCAUUUAAAUGCUCUCUUUGUGACAAAAGAUUUGGAUUCAAUAACGAUCUAAAGAGACACAUGGCUGGCCACACAGGAGAGAAACCGUUUAGUUGUUCAGUGUGUAGUAAAACAUUUACACAAAAGGGGCACAUGACCUAUCACAUGACUGUCCACACAGGAGAAAAACCAUUUAAAUGUUCUGUUUGUGAUAAACGAUAUGGAUUAAAUAACGAUCUAAAGAGACACAUGGCUGGCCACACAGGAAAAAAACCAUUUAGUUGUUCUAAAUGUGAUAAAACAUUUCGACAUAAAAGAAACCUGACCUAUCACAUGAAUAUCCACACAGGAGAGAAACCAUUUAGUUGUUCACUUUGUGAUAAAACAUUUUCACAAAAACCCAAUCUGACACGACAUUUAGUUAUCCACACUAGAGAAACUAAGUAGUCGUGGAGUUCCUUCAACAAGAUUAUCUUGUCUCGGUUAUUCCAAACAUCUUUGAAGUAUUCCUGAGAGUCUCUGAAAUAAAUCUGGUGAAACCCUUAAGAACUGUCAGGCUGAUCCAGACUCCAACACAAGUGUCUUCAGCGAAGAU